ACAAAAUAGGUGCUCUGGGAAUGAGAGAGUUGCUGGCAGCCUCGCCGGUGUAAGUGUAAACAAACAUGGUGGUGCCCAUAAGCAGGGUAGCCUCACGCGGGGUUGUCUUCACUCGGGAACUGCGGCACCCUUACACUACACUGCUUUUGGUGGUGAAGGAUACACCAUGCUGGACCGCCGCCGCUUCCGCCAGCUACCACAGUCGUCCCUUGGGGGUGCACGGGGGAGGGGGCGUGAGGCAGACAUAUCCCCGCCCCCACCCACACCCACUCCUACGGUCUGCCCAUGCCAUAAGUGUCCGCGCCGCCCUUCUGUCUCCCUGCGGCACGCCAGCCCACCGCCACCUCAGCUCUUUCACUGACGUAUUCAAAAGUGUUUUCACAGUCAAGGCCUCAUCAGCAGACACUGACGUCAGUGGUGGUGUGGACAGUGUUGGUGGUGUUGUGGAGUCCCCUGUUGUGGCUGCAGGUGUGGAUAGCAGUGUUGGUGGUGCAGGUGUGGCUGACCUCUCCACAUCUGUGCCUCCUCCUCCAGCUACACCUCCUCUGUCUAUUCAGGCUACUUCUGAGGCAGUGGAGUACAUUCCCCUGCCCCCGGUGCCCCCUGAAGCAGUAGAGGUGCCCCUGACCGCCCUAGGAGAGCCCACCUUCUCCAGCCUGGGUCUUGGUGGCUGGACUCCCAUUGGCAUCAUGCAGAACUGUUUAGAAUUCUUACAUGUCAGUGGUAGUCUUCCAUGGUGGGCUACUAUUGCUAUUGCCACAGUCAUCCUGCGUACCCUCAUCUUCCCUCUGGUGGUCAUAUCGCAGAGAAAUGCGGCCAAAAUGAACAACUAUAUGCCACAGUUGCAAGUCCUACAGAUGAAGAUGAGUGAGGCUAGAAACACUGGAGAUCAGAUUAAUGCGGCGAGAUACAGUCAGGAACUGGUCACGUUUAUGAAGGAGAAGCAGUUGAGUCCGCUGCGUAAUAUUGUCGUGCCUUUUGCUCAGGCACCAAUCUUCAUCUCCAUGUUUAUCGGGCUACGUCGCAUGGCCAACCUCCCACUGGACAGCCUGAAGGAAGGUGGCCUGGCCUGGUUCAUGGACCUCACACUGGCCGAUCCAUACUACCUCCUGCCCAUCAUUACCUCCUGCACCAUGCUGGCCACUAUUGAGCUUGGCACUGACGGGGCACGGCUGAGCUCACAGAACAUGCAGGCAAUGAAGUAUGUGCUGAGAGGACUUCCCUUUGUCAUCUUCCCCUUCACUAUGAACUUCCCUGCUGCCAUCUUGUGUUACUGGGUGUCCACAAAUAUGUUCUCUCUGGUGCAAGUUGGGUUCCUGCGAGUGCCAGCCAUCAGAGAUUACUUCCAGAUCGACCCCCUCAUCAAACACAAGCCAGAGACACUGCCACAGAAGAAGAAAGGAGCAGUAGAGGGGUUCAAGGACUCUUGGAAGAAUAUGAAGAUAGCAAGAGAGAUUGAGGAGAGACACAAAUAUGACGAAAUAAGGUUCAAGAAGGCUGGCACAGGACCCAUCGUGAGGACCUACAGACACGACCCAACCAAGAAGAUCAUCAAUGUACAAGCCAAGGUGAAGAAGUGAGGUGCUGCGGAUGUGCUGAGGAUGUGAGGGAGAACCAAGGAAUGUGAGGCAUUAUACAGCACUGAUGGAGGCUGUCUGACGGAGGUAGUGAAAGAAAGCUAAGUGAAGCAAGGUGUCCACAUGGAGAAGGAAAGUAUGAAGGAAAGCUAGGAGGAAAGUGUCUGAAGGGGGAAGGAAAAAUUAAGGGAAACUAGGAGGAAAAUGAAAGGAAAGCUAAAUGAAGGAAGAUGGGAGCUGAAGGGAAAAAUGAAGCAGGUAAGGAAAACUGGAGAGAGGGAAAAGAUGAGGGCACUGGGAGAAAAAUCAACUACUAAACUGAACACAACACUUGAGAAACAUUAUUAUUGGUUAUUUUUCUGAUGUCCAUUUUAUUCUCUCCCUUGAAAGUGAACCUGGAUUUGGUAGGGAAUUUUUAUGUUCUGAACUAACAGUUGACUUGGCUCAGUGUGAUAGAUAAAGGUGAAUUUUCUAGUAUCUGUGAAGGUUGAGAGGCUGUGGAGGAGUUUGGGUCAUCCACACAGCACUGCACAGAGAAUGUGUGUGUGUGUGUGGCAAUAGUUGACUCGCCAUACGUUCGUUGUUUCUGAGUAAAUGUUAUACAGGUGACUCCUUACUUGACGAAGCAGUUUUCCUAUCUAUAUUUAUAACAAAAGUAACUCUCUCUCUCUCUCUCUCUCUCUCUCUCUCUCUCUCUCUCUCUCUCUCUCUCUCUCUCUCUCUCUCUCUCUCUCUCUCUCUCUCUCUCUCUCUCUCUCUGUGACUGUGUGUUACAUGUGAGUGUGUCCGGUGUGUUACAAAUGCAGUGUACAUAAUAUAAAUACUGUGCUAAGUUUGUCGCUCUUUGAUUGUAAUUGAAUGAUAAAAACCAA
This is a messenger RNA of Portunus trituberculatus (swimming crab), 2449 nucleotides long. It is a transcript of the gene OXA1L, whose product is annotated as mitochondrial inner membrane protein OXA1L-like. NCBI's taxonomy places the organism in Eukaryota, Metazoa, Arthropoda, Malacostraca, Decapoda, Portunidae. The coding region runs from base 66 to 1580 and encodes 504 amino acids. Gene Ontology annotation, molecular function: membrane insertase activity. Gene Ontology annotation, cellular component: mitochondrial inner membrane. The transcript has 10 exons. The record is from RefSeq and is a predicted model, not a curated record. Gene Ontology annotation, biological process: mitochondrial respiratory chain complex IV assembly; protein insertion into mitochondrial inner membrane from matrix.